AUGGAAGACAGUCGUAGAGGAUUAUCUUCAACACCACAAUCACGCAAGAUCAUGGUGAUCGCUGACCCUACCCGUGAAUCUGCAGCUGCUCUUCAAUACACUCUUUCACACGCCGUGCUCGAGCAGGACGAGCUCAUCCUCGUCCAUGUUGAAAACAAUGGUGGCUCGUGGAAAAACGCUUUCUCGAGUUUCUUGAGAUUACCAAGCUCCAUUUCCUCCUCCUCCUCCUCUAGUACCAGCGGAUCCUCACCGGGAGCUGCUAAUGCUAACGCUAACACUGCAAUCGCAGCUUCAUCUUUGGCAUCUGAGAUUGGUCAAGGAGAAGGGAAUUUCCUUGAACAAAUGAAACGGAUAUGUGAAAUCGCUCAGCCUAAGGUGCGUGUGCACACUGAAUCUAGGAGGCCUGGAGGGUCUCUAAGAGGACCAAAAGGCAUAGACACUGCAGAAUAUUUAAUCGAGAACAGCAAAUGCACCUGCGUUGGCGUACAGAAGAAAGGUCAAAAUGGAGGCUAUGUUCUAAACACCAAGACCCAUAAGAAUUUUUGGCUCUUGGCAUGA
Messenger RNA from Eruca vesicaria subsp. sativa (arugula), 558 nucleotides. Lineage: Eukaryota; Viridiplantae; Streptophyta; Magnoliopsida; Brassicales; Brassicaceae. The record is from the annotation of a GenBank genome assembly.